Didymodactylos carnosus is the source of this 1002-nucleotide messenger RNA. The record is from the annotation of a GenBank genome assembly. Lineage: Eukaryota; Metazoa; Rotifera; Eurotatoria; Philodinida; Philodinidae.
AUGAUAGAUUUGAAAGGUGAACUUUUAGAAAAUAUUCAACAAAUUUCUAUUGUGACAAAUAAAGACCAAACCAAGUCGAACUAUCAUCCAAAAUAUGAUGAAGACUACUAUUCCAGGCUUAUAUGGAAUUCAACAGAUUAUAAUGAUGUGAAAAAAAUUCAAGUGCAGUUAAUUUUAGUUGAAAAUGAUGAUCAACGUGAUCUUUUUGAUUAUAUUCGACAUUAUGUUUCUUCUAUGCCCCAGUGUCAAAUUCCAGGCAGAGUAUUAUCUGUUUUAGUGUAUGAUAAAGAGUCAAACCGUUACAUUGGACUUAUACAACUCACAACGGAUUUACUUAAAAGUGAAUUUAAAGAUAAGUAUAUUAAUUUGGACAUAUCAAAGAGAGGCCAAUUGAAGAAACAUAUUCGCGAUCAUUCUGCUAAUUUAUCUGUUUGUGUUCCUGUACAACCAUUCGGAUUUCAAUUUUGUGGUGGAAAAUUAUUAGCAAUGCUUGCCUUCUCUAUCGAGCUUCAUGAAAUGUACCAGAAACGAUAUUCAAACCCUUUGGUCUUAAUUACGACAACAUCUAUACACGGAAAAUCUGUUCAGUACGAUCGAUUAAAACAACUCAAGUUUAUUGGCUAUACAAAGGGCUUUGGAACUAGUCAUAUUUCACCAUCCUUUAUGGCCAAGGUAGAAGAGUAUUUAGAAAAGAAUUAUCGAGAAUUUUUUGUCCGAAAAAGAUCUAAAUGGCAAUCACUGAUGUUUUUGGCACAGAAAUUAAACAUAGAUAGUAGUCAAUUAUUUUAUCAUGGUGAACAACGAGGAAUUUAUUGUGGAUGGACUGGAACUAAUGCAAAUGAAUUUUUAUUAAAAAAGAGAAUGACUUUUACAAAGGAUAAACUCCAGUCAGUUGAAUCAAUUUCUUCAUUCUGGAAGCAGAGAUGGGCAGAACAACGAUCAACGCAUUUGAAUAAAAAAAGAAACUUAAUACUGUUAAUAGAAGACCCGCCAAAAGAUUGA